CCUCGAAAUAGAAGAACUCCAGAGUUCUCCUCUCAGACUACCUGGCGCCGGCGCCACUGGGACUCCUUUCCUUAACCACCUGAGAACUCGGUGACAACUCCCGCCCAAGGCUAGAUUUGUUGAGCCGCUAGUCGGGCCAUCUGCGCUUGCGCACUCCUAGGAGUUGCCGCAACUCCCAGAAGUCUCUGGGUCCGGGAGGUGGGCAAGGCGGUCUGUCUUCCGGGUUUCCCAUCCCGUUACUUUCACUGCCUGGACUCCUUUGCCUACGCGGGUCUGCAGUCCUGACUGGUCUGGCUUGGGCUGCAUUUCCCCAGGAAACCUGGAUCUCUGGCUCCCUUUCCGGUUUAGGUUUUCCAGCUUCUGUGCUUUUCUGAUAGAGAAACCCUGAGUACUGAAUAGCUCUAUCUGGUAUAAGCCCAUGGCCUGUGUAUCCAUAUCAUUCAGGGAUGUAGCCAUAGACUUCUCUCAUCAGGAGUGGGAAUAUCUCCACUGGGUCCAGAGAACUGUAUACCGGGAAGUGAUGAUGGAAAACUAUGGUAACUUGGUCUCAGUGGAGACAGAGUCUCACUUUACCGCCUUCGGUAGAGUGCCAUGAUGUCACAGGACUCACAGCAACCUCUAGCUCUUGGGCUUCCGUGAUUCUCCUGCCUCAGCCUCCCAAGCAGCUGAGACUACAGGCGCCGCCACAACGCCUGGCUAUUUUUCGGUUGCAGUUCAGCCGGGGCUGGGUUUGAACCCGCCACCCUCGGUAUAUGGGGCUGGCGCCCUACUCACUGAGCCACAGGCGCCACCCCAUAAUUUUUCUAUUGUAAUUUUCAAGGUUGCCUUUCAAAAUACCAGCUAGAUUUCUUUCCUUUGUUCUGAUGGAAAUGGUUAGAGGUUUGUCGGUUGGAAAUGGUAACUCUAUUAAACACUUUCAUCUUCUCUUUCGGUGACAUUCACACAUCCUUCUUUUGUCUUUUUUUCCUUCAUGGUAAGUGGUUUAGUUAGAAUUUUCUGGUGUUCGACAUAGAACAUUUGUCAGAGGAUCCAGGUUUAUUAUUUUUUAUUUGUGCUCAGAAUAAAUGCAGUGCUCCAUUUUAUGAUCUGAUCCAGUUGCAGGGAUGUUUGCUCUACAAAGGGUCCUGGAUUGCUGUCAUUAUCAAAGGAGAUCCUCUUCAUAUAGUGGUUGGAUAAAUGGAAUUCACUUAAAACUGAGGAGAAAGCAGUCCAUUUCCUAAGAUGGAGUUCAUUUGAUGUGUAUGUGUGUGUGUGUAUUUCUGGAGAGAGUCUUGCUCUAUCACCCAGGCUACUAUGCAGUAGUGCACUCAUAGCUCACUAACCUCAAAUUCCUGGGCUUAAGUGAUCCUCCUACAUCAGCCUCUGGAGUAGCUAGGACUAUAGGCAUGUACCACCAUGCCUGGCUGAUUUUUAGAUUUUGUUUUUUUUUAGAGUUGAGGGAGGUCUUACUAUGUUGGUUAGGUUGGUCUUGAACUCCUAAUCUCAAGGGGUUUUCCUGCUCCAGCUUCCCAAAGUGUGGAGAUUAUGAUGUGAGCUACCAUGCCCAGCCAGACUUCAUUUGAGUUAUAUAUGGUUGUAAUCCAUGAAAAUGACAUGUCAAGUGGGGUGAAUAUGUUAUAGGUAUCUCUUCUUUUAUGCUCUUUGUAAAAUGAUUACAGCGCAUACUAAUAUUAAUAGCUAACAUUGUCAUUACUGUGUACCAGACAUUUUUCUAAGCAGUUUACUUAUAUAUCAGCUAAUUUAGUCCUUCCAAUUGCCCUAUUAUUUUCCAGUUUCACUAGUGAUAAUACUGAAGUUUAAAUAAAUAAAGUAAGUUUAAGUGACUUGUCCAAGGUCAAACACAACUGGAGAGUGGCAAAGUCAGGAAUAGAUCCUAGAUUCCACAAUAUGUUUCCACCUCAUUAUGCUUGCUGUCUAGAAGUAGAGGACAUAUGAAUUUAAAUUUAUUUUUAAAGAACAGAGAAAUAAAAACAUUAUGACUUUCCAUAGGUGAUCUCUUUUUCUUUCUCUUACUCUUUUGUAAAUUCUUAUUCAGUUUUACUUUGACUAUUUAUUGCAAUUGUAAUUAUAAUUUUUGACUUCCAAUGUUUAUUUCCAUAUUUUGUGGCACUUCUUUUCUUUUUAAGCAGGACAUUCCAUGUCUAAGCCAUAUAUAAUUACUUUAUUGGUUGGUAAUUGGAUGGUUGUGAGUGAAGAAACAAGAAAAGACUGUACAGGGUCCUGCUUCCGGACUGGACCUCCCGCUCCCAAACCCGGCCUGGCUCGCCUGGGAGUGGCCGCGGCCCCGCCCCCGCCCCCCGGCGCGCAUGCGCACUCUCUGCCGGCCCGCGCUCUCCAGGAUCACGGCAGGCUCCUUACGCCGAGCGGUUCUGCGAGUCGCUUGAGGCCGGAUCGCCGGAGACAGAUUCGCGCGUGACAGCUGCUUUUCUGGGGGAAACGAGCACGCUACGGGCCCGGGUCUGCAGACCGGGGUGGAAGUGGAGAAAAGGUGGCGAUUACUUUUGGCCAGAACUGCGUGGAGGAUUGAUUCUGACCAAGCCAAGAAAAGCCUGGGGUAUCAUGAACCAUGUCUGCUUCCCCAGCCCUGCUGGUUUCCAGAGACCGCCCUUGAGAAGGGGGAACGAAUUGCUGAUACUUUAAAAGCCGUGUUCCUCUCCGGCUUCUGUCCACCCUGCUUCUCCAAUAAAGGAACUUUCUGGAAAACUGACCAGUUCUUGAAAUUCUGAAAUUAUGGCUCAUGAUUUGGUGAUGUUUAGAGAUGUGGCUGUAGACUUUUCACAGGAAGAGUGGGAAUGUCUGAACUCAUAUCAGAGGAAUUUGUACAGAGAUGUGAUAUUAGAGAACUAUAGCAACUUGGUGUCAUUGGCAGGCUGUUCCAUUUCUAAGCCAGAUGUGAUUACCCUGUUGGAACAAGGGAAGGAGCCCUGGAUGGUUGUGAGGGAUGAGAAAAGAAGAUGGAGCCUGGAUUUGGACUCCAAGUGUGACACUGAAAUGUUAUUUCAAAAAAAGGAUAUUUAUAAAAUGAAUUUAUCUCAAUGGGAAAUAGUGGAAAGAAUUAAGAACUGUGCACUUGAAGACUCCCUUUUCAGAAAAGAUUAUGAAUGUAAAAAGUUUGAGGGACAAGAAAAUCUUCAGGAGGUCUAUUUUAGGCAACUGACAAAAACUACCUCUGAAAAAAUGCACAUUUACAGAAAACACACAUCUCUUGUGCUCUAUCAAAGAAGUCAUAAUAAAGAGAAGCCCUAUGAAUGUGGGGAAUGUGGAAAGGCUUUUAGAGUACGCCAACAACUUACUUUUCAUCAAAGAAUUCACACUGGUGAGAAACCUUAUGAAUGUAAAGAAUGUGGAAAAGCCUUUAGACAGUGUGCCCACCUUAGUCGACAUCAGAGAAUUCAUACUUCUGACAAACUCUAUGAGUGUAAAAAAUGUGGAAAGAUCUUUACAUGUGGUUCAGACCUUCGACUUCAUCAGAGAAUUCAUAUUGGCGAGAAGCCAUACGAAUGUAAGGAAUGUGGGAAAGCGUUUAGAGUGCGAGGGCAACUUAAUCUCCAUCACAGGAUUCACACUGGUGAGAAACCCUAUGAAUGCAAGGAAUGUGGGAAGGCCUUUCGACAGUAUGCACACCUUACUCGACAUCAGAGACUUAAUAACAUUGCUGAGAAAUGCUAUGAGUGUAAGGAAUGUGGUCAGGCUUUUCUGUGUAGUACAGGCCUUCGAAUCCAUCACAAACUUCAUACUGGUGAGAAACCGUAUGGAUGUAAGGAGUGUGGAAAGGCCUUUCGAGUGCGGCAACAACUUACUCUUCAUCAGAGAAUUCACACUGGUGAGAAACCCUAUGAUUGUAAGGAAUGUGGGAAGACCUUUAGUCGUGGCUAUCAUCUAACUCUCCAUCAGAGAAUUCAUACUGGUGAGAAACCUUAUGAAUGUAAGGAAUGUCAGAAGUUCUUUCGUCGUUACUCAGAACUUAUUUCGCAUCAGGGUAUUCAUAUUGGAGAGAAACCUUAUGAAUGUAAGGAAUGUGGGAAGGCCUUUAGACUGUUCUCACAACUUACUCAACAUCAGAGUAUUCAUUUUGGUGAGAAACCCUAUAAAUGUAAGGACUGUGAGAAGACUUUUAGAUUGCUCUCUCAACUUACUCAACAUCAGAGUAUUCAUACUGGUGAAAAACCCUAUGAUUGUAAGGAAUGUGGAAAGGCCUUUAGACUUCAUUCAUCACUUAUUCAACAUCAGAGAAUUCAUUCUGGUGAGAAACCAUACAAAUGUAAGGAAUGUAAGAAGGCAUUUAGACAACAUUCACAUCUUACUUACCAUCAGAGAAUUCAUAAUGUAAAUGCAUAAUUAUAAGAACUCUUUCAUUAUGAAUUGUUAAUUUGGUGAGAAACCCCAUAAAUGUAAGGAUUAUGAGAAGACUUUUAGAUUGCUCUCUAAAUUAUAAUUCAAAUUCAAAUUCUACAGGAAAAGGUUUCGAAUGUAUGAAUCCCCUUUUCUUCAUGCUCACAAUUAGCAUAAUAACUUAUUUAAAGGAAAAAUAUAUUUAAUGAAUAUAUAGAAGCUUUUUAUCACCAUUCCAGCCAUGUUAAACUUUAGGAAAUUUAUUUUGAAAAGGAACUUUAUUUUUAAAAAUGAAUGUAGAAAAGCUUUUCAUUUUAGUUAUUAUCAUCUAUAUUAUUCUGUGUAUUAUAUGAAGGUUGCCAAGGCAUGAACUCAGUCCGAAAAUUAAUAAAUAAAAUGAAAUAAAUGUAAUUUAGCCUGCAUUUCCUGUAUGAACUGUCAUUCAGGACAACCAGAAGUUGAGGCAAAGUUCUUUUGUAUUAGAGAAUUCCAGCUAAAGAAUACAGAAUCAGAAAUAGAAAAUUGUAUUAGAAAACUAUCUCAUAACACAUAGUGCAGCAGUUCUCAACCUGUGGGUUGCUACCCCUUUGUAACAAUGAAAAUACAUCGUGGCAUUAGGAAGGUUGAGAACCACUGACAUAAUGAAAUAAUAGAUUGAGGCAUGAAUCUCAGGUUACAUCAUCAAGUGAAAGGUUAACACAAACUUUACAUUAAAUAGAUCAGUCUGAUAACAUCUGAAUGCACUGAUCAGUCUUCGCAUUACAAAUAGUGAGACAAUAAGAUAUAUGCCUCCUAAUGUGAUACAAUAAGAUAUACACAUUUUGCUGAAAAGAUUGAACCUGAAUUUAAUUGUCAAGAUCUAACUCCUAGUUUAGAGAAAAAUCAAGAACAAAUUAUAUGACAUAACAAGAAACAAACGUAAAAUGUGGGUAACUCUACAAGAGGAAUGUCCUUAUUUCUCAAGCAAUAAGAUGGCAUUUAAAAUAAGGUGAAACUCUUAGAAUUGAAAAAGAUUUCAAUCAAGUGCAAUGAAAGAGUGAUCCUUACUUAGAUCCUGAGUUAACAAACAUGUAAAGAAAAGACAUUUUUACAACAACUGGGAAAAUGGGAAUAUUUGCAGUAUUAGAUAGUAGUAAGAAACUUUUUAUUAGGUGUGAUAAUAAUAGCAUUGUGGUUAUGUAACAGUCUAUUUGUUAAGAGAUACAUUCUGAAGUUUGUACCCAUGAUGUGAUGCCUGGAAUAUUCUUUUGCAAAAGAAAAGUGAGGAUGAAUAACUUAAGUUUGUCAAAAUGAUGUUAACCCAAGUCUUGGAUAUAUGGCUUUUGUUUUUCUUGUUCUCUCUACUUUUAUGUAUUUGAAAAUUUCCAUAAUGUUUAAUUAAGGAUAAAAUAACCUUGAAAUUAUAACCAGUUUGGAAUGAGUGAUUUUGUUUUUUUUAAGACAGAAUCUUACUGUGUCACCCUAAGUAGAGUGCUCUGGUGUCACAGCUCACAGCAACCUCACUUGGGCUUAAGUGAUUCUCUUGCCUCAGCCUCCCAAGUAGCUAGGACUACUGCCACAACGCCCAGCUAUUUUUGGUUGUAGUUGUCAUUAUUGUUUGGCAGGCCCAGAUUGGAUUCGAACUACCCAGCUCCAGUGUAUGUGGCUGGCGCCCUAGCUGCUGAGCUACAGGCACCAAGCCAGAAGGAAGUGAUUUUUAAAAAAGAUGUCUAUAUAUCAAAAUUGUGGAUGUUGCCAAAGCUCUAUACAUUGGGAUGUUAAAUACACAUAAUGUAUUCAGGAAGUUAACAUUGAGGGUCCAAACUUAAUGUGGUUCACCUCUUAAAAAUUUUUUUUCAAACAGGGUCUUGCUCUGUCAUCCAGGCUGGAGUACUGUGGUGGCAUCUUAGCUCACUGUAACCUCAAACUCUUGCUCUCUAACAAUCCUUUUGCCUUAGCCUCUCAAGUAGCUGGGACUAUACAGGCCAUGUGCUACCAUUCCCCGUUUUCUGUUUUUGGUUUUGUUUUUUUUUUAUAUACAUAUAUUUUUUAAGAUAGAGUCUUACUUUGUCACCCAUAGUACAGUGCCAUGGUGUUAGUUCACAGCAACCUCAAACUCAUUCAAGUGAUUCUCUUACCUCAGCCUCCCAAGUAGCUGGGACUACAGGUGCCCACCACAACAAGCAGCUCUGGCUUUUUUAGAGACAAGGUCUUGCUCUGGCUCAAUCUGGUCUCAAACCUGUGAGCUCAGGCAAUUCACCUGCCUUGGUUCCCAGAGUGCUAGGAUUAUAGGCAUGAGCCACCAUGCCCGGCCUGUUUGUCUGUUUUUGUUUUUUUUUUUUUUUUUGGUAGAGCUGCGAUAUUGUUCUUGCUUAGGCUGGUCUCAAACUCCUGGCCUCAAGCAGUCUUUCCUUCUCAGCCUCCCAGAGUACUAGGAUUACAAAUGUGAGACAUUAUGCUCAGACUCUAGUUCACCUAUUACAGCACCUGUCCCCUAGUAGGCACUUUAUGUGUUUCAAGGUUGAGUAAAAACAAUUACUACAAGUAAAUGGAAUUUAAUGGACAACUCAUGUGCUAUCGGAUAUGGUAGUCACUAGCAAGAUGUUGAGCACUUGAAAUUGCCAUAUUGAAUACUAGAAAUGUGGCUAGUCCAAAUUACAAAGGCAUUAAAUGUAAAAUACAAGAUUUUGAAGACUUAGUUUUAAAAAUAAGAACGUUAAAUCUCUCAUUUUUUUCUGUUGCAUACAUCCUGAAAUAAUAUUUUAGGUAUGUGGGUUCAAAUAAAAUAUGUUAAAAUUAAUUUUUUUUUUUGAGACAGUCUCAAGCUAUCACUCUGGGUAGAGUGAUGUGACAUCACAGCUCACAGCAACCUCCAACUCUUGGGCUUAAGUGAUUUUCUUGCCUCAGCCUCCCAAGUAGCUGGGACUACAGGCGCCUACCACAACACCGGACUUUUUGUUUGUUUGUUUGCAGUUGUCAUUGUUGCCCAGCAGACCUGGGCUGGGUUCGAACCCACCACUCUACGUAUAUGUGGCCGGCACCCUUGCCAACUGAGCUACAGAUGCUGCCCACUUUUUUUUUUGAGACAGAGUCUCACUAUGUCACCUUUAGUAGAGUGCCAUGGCAUCCCAGCUCACAACAAACUCAAACUCUGGCUUAAGCAAUUCUCUUGCCUCAGCCUCCCAAGUAGCUGGGACUAUAGGUGCCCACCAUGCCUGGCUAUUUUCUGUUGCAGUUGUCAUUGUUGUUUAGUUGUUCUGGGCGAGGCUGGAACCCACCAGCCUCAGUGUAUGUGCCUGGCACUGUAACCACUGUGCUAUGGGUGCUGAGCAUUAUUGCACUUUUUAAAAAUUUUAUUUUAAUUUUUUUAAUUGCACCUUUUUUUUAGUGUGACUACUGGAAAAUCUAAAAUUAUAUACAUGGUUCAUGUAUUUCUAUUGUCAGCAUCAGCAUAAACAAUAAAAAGUAGACUUUAACCAAAAGUGUUUUUUAAGAGUUUCCAAGGAGCACAUUGGCAGUUUAUUAUUGCAUGACCCAUAACUGUUCUAACACUCAAGGUUAAGAGAUUGUGUUUCCAUUCCAGGGCAAUUUAUGUAUAAUUUGUCUCCUUAGUGUAUAGUGUAUAAUCAAAAUAGUAUGUUCCAUAAUGUUGAUAUUAAACUGAAUUGUUUUCCAUAUUUAUAUCUGGUAUCGUACUACCAUAAAGAAUGAAAAAUUCAAGACAUAUUUUUCUCAAUAAACAAAAGUAUCAAUAUAGUUAAGACCUUGCCAGUUUUGAUCAUGGAAUGCAAAUAAGAAAGAUGGCACAAUUCAUUACAGUCAUGUGAAU
Molecule: messenger RNA, 8140 nt
Organism: Nycticebus coucang (slow loris)
Lineage: Eukaryota; Metazoa; Chordata; Mammalia; Primates; Lorisidae
Gene: ZFP30
Product: ZFP30 zinc finger protein
Exons: 10
Coding region: 2731-4338 (535 amino acids)
Biological process (GO): central nervous system development; regulation of transcription by RNA polymerase II
Cellular component (GO): nucleus
Molecular function (GO): DNA-binding transcription factor activity, RNA polymerase II-specific; RNA polymerase II cis-regulatory region sequence-specific DNA binding
Source: RefSeq, a predicted model, not a curated record